Molecule: messenger RNA, 5103 nt
Organism: Columba livia (rock pigeon)
Lineage: Eukaryota; Metazoa; Chordata; Aves; Columbiformes; Columbidae
Product: serine/threonine-protein kinase PDIK1L
Exons: 3
Coding region: 1268-2293 (341 amino acids)
Biological process (GO): protein phosphorylation
Cellular component (GO): nucleus; cytoplasm
Molecular function (GO): protein kinase activity; ATP binding
Source: RefSeq, a predicted model, not a curated record
GCGGCGGCGGCGGGAGGGGGGGCGUGGCUUGCGCGGGGGCGUGGCCGCGCAGGGCGGGCCGGUCGCAGCUCGAUAAUGGCGGCCGGGCGGCGGCGGCGGCGAGUGGGCUGCGCUGAGUACCUAAAGCAGUGGAAAUAAUUGAAAGCUUCCUACUAAUAACAGGCUGUUUGAUGUGGUCCUUAUUGCCUGGUUUAGUGACUUAGAGAGUUAUAUUUGUCACUGACAGUCUUACAAGCUGUUUUAGUUUUGAUACACUAGCUGUGAUUUUUUUUUUUUUAAUUAUUAUUUUUGCGUUUCAUUCUGUUUGAUAAUUGGCUAGCUGAGCUUUUUAUUUUUUUUUUCUGUCUGCAGUCAGUGUCCCAUUUUGGUUUGUUUGUGUGAAGGUGGUGCUGGUGUGUUUUGGUUUGUAAUCAUGCAGGGAAGUGUGCAGGAAGGUUCAUAAACCUGUGGCAGCGUUUGGUGGCUUUUUAUUUUUGUGAAUGUGUGUGUGUCUCUUGUUUUACUUAUAGAGCAAUAUCUUAAUUUUUGUAGAAGCCCCUGCCCUGUUGAGCUAAACUGAAAGUUAGAUGCUGGGUAUGAGCUUCUGCAAUCAGUUGCCCUUUUUAUGUAACCAUAUACUCCCCAGUCAAAGGAUAUUAAGUGAAAAAUCAUAGUAACGUUAAUACAUAAAUCGGAAGUGAUGUGAAGCAUCCUCCUGUCUUAGUAGCUGUAAAAGUAUUUAAUGAUUAAAUUAUAACAGAAACGUUUACCUACGCAGUCACCCUCAUAAAAGGCAGUGUUAAUUAAAUCUGUUGCUGCCCAGCCACAGGCUUCAGCUAGAACCUCUCCUCCGCUGUCCCAGGCUGGAUGGAGGGCACGAUACCAUACAUGAUACCGUACGUGAUACUGCACCGUUAUUCCCACAGAUGUUCACAGAAGACACUGAGAGAAAGGAGCAGGAGCCCCUGCGAUAGUCCUGUCUCAGCACAGUGCAAGUCUAGGUUGGAAUUGUUGCCACCUUGAAAACUGGGCUGUAUUCAAUAUCCUGACAGUCCCACCAAAAUGGUGUAAUUUCACUUUUAACGAGUCCGUGGCAACAGGUUUACAGAAUAGCUUCUGGAAUGUUCCAGCGUUGGGUUCAGUGUAACGCUCGCUGUUAAUUGAAGGGUGUCGGUAGGCUUAAUGUUGCCGCACCGAGCCAUGUGGGGGAAAAUACAGCCCAGUUUUUGUUCAUGAGUUUUAGUUCUGUGGGUUUUUCCCCCCUUCCCCAGAACCUUUGAUCUUGAAGAUGGUGAGUAGCCAGCCUAAGUACGAUCUAAUACGAGAGGUUGGUCGUGGCAGUUAUGGUGUGGUGUACGAAGCAGUCGUCAGGAAGACCUCUGCCCGGGUCGCGGUGAAAAGGAUGCGGUGCCAUGCGCCAGAGGACGUGGAACUCGCUCUGCGUGAGUUCUGGGCACUUAGCAGUAUCAAGAGCCAGCAUCCCAACGUCAUUCACCUGGAGGAGUGCCUCUUGCAGAAAGAUGGUAUGGUGCAGAAGAUGUCCCAUGGCUCCAGUUCCUCCCUUUAUUUACAGCUUGUCGAGACCUCAUUAAAAGGAGAGAUAGUCUUUGACCCCAGAAGCGCUUAUUACCUCUGGUUUGUGAUGGAUUUCUGUGACGGAGGAGAUAUGAAUGAGUAUCUGUUGUCCCGAAAGCCGAACCGCAAGACCAACACCAGCUUCAUGCUUCAGCUCAGCAGCGCGCUGGCAUUCCUGCACAAAAAUCAGAUUAUUCACCGCGAUCUCAAACCUGACAAUAUUCUGAUAUCGCACAGCAGGAUGGAUGCCAGUGACUUGGAGCCCACCCUGAAAGUCGCAGAUUUUGGGCUGAGUAAAGUGUGUUCGGCAUCAGGACAGAACCCUGAGGAGCCAGUCAACGUAAAUAAGUGUUUUCUAUCCACCGCAUGCGGGACUGACUUCUAUAUGGCCCCUGAAGUCUGGGAAGGACACUACACUGCCAAAGCAGACAUCUUUGCCUUAGGGAUUAUAAUCUGGGCUAUGUUGGAACGAAUCACUUUCAUAGAUACGGAAACGAAGAAGGAACUUCUGGGGAGUUACGUCAAGCAGGGGACAGCGAUCGUGCCUGUGGGAGAGGCGCUUCUAGAAAACCCGAAAAUGGAACUACUCAUCCCCGUCAAGAAGAAAUCCAUGAACGCCCGAAUGAAACAGCUGCUGAAGGAAAUGCUGGCUGCCAACCCGCAGGACCGACCCGACGCCUUCGAGCUGGAGCUGCGAUUAGUCAAUAUAGCUUUUAAAGACAGCAGCUGGGAGACGUGACCCGCCGAGCGCGUCUCGGUAGAGCUCCCGUCUCUCAACCGAUGGUGCGACUUAACGACAGUAAAAGAAAUGAGCCUGAACGCAAACCUGCGGGGUGUAGUUUGUACCAAACAAAUCCCAGUUUUUGAGUUUCGUCAAUUGUAGAAAUGCGAGUUGGCUGUUGUUGUUAACGAUGUGUUGAUGUGUAUAAUCCCGGGAUGUUCCAUGCAGGUGUCAGGUGUGACGAUGUUCGUUAGCGUGCGCUGGCGGUGCGAUGUCUCGAGAGCUGAGACUUGAUUUCCAGCACUAUGUCACGGAGUAUUUCGUACAUUCCAGUUUCCUACGUCAGUAUUAGGGACUCUCAUGGAAAAAAGAGAUUUGCAUGCUGGUAGUGCAAAUCUUCAGGCUUUGUAAAGUAAUUCUGUGUAUAUAUUUAUGUAUAUGAGUGACUGGGAGUGUAUGCCAAUUUUCUUAAAUUAUUUCCUAUGGGUCUGAAUGAUUUGGGUCCGCUAGAAACCUGCGUGAGGAAGAUAAAUGAGAAGCAUUCCUUCUUCUCCAGGCCGGAAUAACUUUAUUAUUUAUUUUUGUUAUUGUCAAAAAUAGGGUCUGAGAGUUGACUUUGUCUACAAAGAAAAGCAAUGCAGGGGGAUCAGCAGUUUGCAAAGUGCUGACAUGGCCCAUUUUAGCACUUACAGCUUAAUGAGCUCGUCACCAAGGGAGUCAAAUUACCAAUGCGUGCAAUCAGGUGCUGGCAUGUUGGCUGGUACAUUAAUCAUUGGAUUUUGCUUUCUUCUAGUAAUCAAACACUUCAUUAAUCCAUUAAUCUACAGUUUCACAAUGUGCUCUUGACCCUUGUGUCUAUAAUCCAGUAGCACCAUGAGGAUUUAUAACAGCAAUGUACUAGUUUAUGGAGACGUGGAUGGGGGAAUCCGGCAGCAUAGGGUGUUUUCAAGACUGCAAAAUAUGGUUGCAGCACAGUUUUCCUGUUAACUUGGUGUAAUUCUACUGGUCACAGUCUCUUCCUUUCUGGCCCUGACUCUAACCUGGUCGUGAGGAGGAGGUAGAGGGACGACUUCAUCUUGUAGAACACACCUCAAAUAUGGGAGAGAACUCAGUCACCGAUAUGUGAAAGGUACCUCCAAUUUAUGCAGCAACCUUCACUGUUGGUUUUUUUUUGGUGUUUUUUUAUAAUGUGCUUUCCUCCUUUUGAAGCAGUAAUAUGUAUUUAAAAGCACGAUGGAAGGAUGGGAAGCUUUGCAGCCAUUGAAAGGCUCUCGUGCCACAGAAGCAGAUUGAGGUUUCCCUGAAGGCACCUCACUGACAGAAGCUGCUUUGUAAUAAAUGUUAUGACACUUUGUUCUUUUGGGUGCAGGACUGUGACCUUUCUCAUCAAUUUGACCUUUUGCAAGAAAAAUAGUCUUAAAAAAUUGCCUUUAAAGGCAGAUAUAUUAAAGCUGCAACUAAGGCUCGUUUUAUUAAAAUCAAGGUGACUUUCUUCCCAAAUCUCACCUGAGAAGUGCUGUAAGUAUUCUUGUAACUUCUCCUCAGAUACUAUUGCCUCUUAGUGCUGCCAGAGCAGUUCUCAUCGCUCAGUGUUUAUUCUGCCAGAGUAUGAAUAAGCAGCACAAACAAAAUUAUAUAUAUAUAUAUAUAUAUAUAUUUGUUCUUCCAAAAGCGAACGAUUCUGAUCCUACUGAACUUCUGCAGCUUUAUAGACAACAACUGUUCUUGCCUGGUGCUGCGCAGAGCUGCCGGCCGUUACCCAGGGGCCUUAGUCAUUAAUUCUUGUUAUUUUCCUUCACUUCAUCAUUUAAGACAAGUUGUCUGAACAGUGAUUCUGGGACGAACGCACUUUGUCUCAAACAGUGUUUAUUGUUUGGAAGACGCUAUAGAAAUAACUUUCAGAAGAGAGUGUUCCCCAGUACAGAGGAGCGUAAAUUGGGGGGGUCGGUGAUGGAGGAUACAGCUCGUGUCCUUCCUGCAGGGAGCUCAGUCUAGAAGAGAAGACUCAGAGCCUGUUUGUGAGUAACGAUAAGGGGAGAUCUAUUUAUUCUUACAUUAUAGAAGCGGAAAUCUGUUUGUUCUCAUAUUCUAAGUGGCUUUGGUGCCAUUGAAGCCUCAGCUUGUUCCUGAAAGGAGGAAAAGAAACUUCUCACUGGCUGCGUCACCACUUUUCGCGGUACUAACAUUUCACGAGUUGAGUUUUAGGAGGUUGUAUCAUUGUAUAAACUUGAGACCUUUUUAAAAAUCUAUCACAAACUUCCUCCUUUCCUGCCCACCCAAAAGUCAGAAAUCUCACCUUAAAGUACGCAUUCACUACAGAAUAAUACUACUUACCUUUCAGGUGCUUUGCAAAUCAUCUGAUUCCCUGAAAUAUUUCAAGUAAGAACACUGAAUAUGCUGCCUGUGGGGCAGAAAUGUGUCGGGGCACAGAAAAACUGUGAGUUUUUUGACUCCCAAAGUGUUUCUUUGCACUGAUUGCUAUUGGGGGGUUACCCGAAAUCCCUCUCAUGGUGCUUGGCCGCGCUGUUGGGCAACACUGAGUGUUUCCCGCACUCUGAGUCCUCAAGGUCUGUGUUCUGUUUGCCUUCUUUUGUCGUCUGAAGGUGUUUGUUUUAAAACCUUUGAUAAAUCGCUGUAGCAGCUCCAGACUCACCAGCAUGACACGAAGUCAAGAUCCUUUUCAGCACUCAGAUUUUGUUUUUAAUCAUCAAAUCUUUCUUUUAAAAAACUGUAAAAUAUAUUUUAUGGAGAAUUUAUAAUGAGGAAGACUAUUGUGUAAUUUAUUACGUUCAUGACUGGUUUUUAAAUAAAAGCUGAAUUUUGAGGAA